Mercurialis annua (annual mercury) is the source of this 1644-nucleotide messenger RNA. RefSeq lists its product as uncharacterized. Gene Ontology annotation, molecular function: zinc ion binding. Bases 1 to 1644 code for a protein of 547 amino acids. The record is from RefSeq and is a predicted model, not a curated record. NCBI's taxonomy places the organism in Eukaryota, Viridiplantae, Streptophyta, Magnoliopsida, Malpighiales, Euphorbiaceae. The transcript is spliced from 3 exons.
AUGAACUUCUACGCGAUAAAGAAUCACUUCCAAUAUAAGGUGAAGAAGUCAUGUAGAAGACAGUUUUUCUUAGAUUGUUGGGAUGAGAGAUGUGAUUGGAAAUUAAGAGCUUCAAGAAAAAGAAAAACAAGCAUGUUCAUGAUAAGGAAGUUGAACAAUGUUCAUAUUUGCCCAUUAGAAUCAAGAACAAGCAAUCAAAGGCAAGCAACAGCAGCAAUCAUUGGAAAGUGCAUUAAGUCAAAAUUUCUGAGUUUAAAAACAGUUUACACGCCGGGAGAUAUAUUGAGGGACAUGAAAGAAGACUACGGUGUAAACAUCAACUAUACAAAAGCUUAUAGAUCAAAGGAGAUGGCUCUUGAAAAAAUAAGAGGAAGAGCCGAUGAUUCAUUUGCAAAGCUGCCGUCUUAUUUAUAUCUCCUACAAAUUGCAAAUUUAGGAUCAUUUGUGAGAUUACAAACUACAGAAGACAACAGCUUUCUCUACGUGUUCAUGGCUUUAGAUGCUUCAAUAAAAGGCUGGACUUCGUGUAUGCCUUUGGUAGCAGUUGAUGGCACAUUUCUAAAGUCAGCUUAUGGUGGAACACUGCUCUCAGCAAGUACACAAGAUGGAAACGGCAAAAUUUUCCCCUUAGCGUUUUCAGUGGCAGAUUCUGAAAAUAAUGAAUCAUGGGAAUGGUUUAUUCAAAAUUUAAGAGAGGCAUUUGGAUUGAGAGAGGGAAUGUGUAUUAUUUCGGAUCGGCAUGAGAGCAUAAAAAAUGCAAUUGGAAAGGUAUAUCCUGAAGUUAGCCAUGGAAUAUGCACCUUUUAUUUGUACAACAACCUCAAAACAAAUUUCAGGAAGAAAUCAAAAGAUUUCAGAAAAACAUUUUUCAAAGAAGCAAGGGCAUACACUAAAGAUAAAUUUGAAUUUUACAUGGCUGAAAUUGAUGAGAUGGAUGCGCGUAUAAGGCCGUAUCUAGAAAAAGUGGGGUAUCCAAAAUGGGCGAGGACACAUAUUACAAACAAUAGACAUUUGAUGAUGACAACAAAUGUGGCAGAAUCUUUGAAUGCAAAAAUUAGAGGUGCAAGGGAACUACCAAUAACACCUUUGUUAGAGUACCUACGAGCAUUGGUUCAAGAAUGGACAUAUACAAAUAGGUUCUCAGCCAUGUCAACCUUCACAAGCGUUUCAAAAAGAGCUGAAAACAUGCUACAUGAAAACUACAUUGAUUCGCUGAAAAUGAAGGUAUCAAAAUCAACUGAUCAACUAAGUACGGUUUAUGAACAUGACCUGAUAUUCACAGUAGAUUUGAAAGAAAAAACUUGUACUUGUAGAAGAUUUCAAAUGGACAAACUUCCGUGUCCACAUGCCAUGGCAUUACUAAAAGAGCUACACCAAGAGCCUUACAGGUACUGUUCAGAAUACUUUGAAAAAGAAAUGAUGUUAAAAACUUAUGAAGGGAUAGUAUAUCCAGUUGACAAUCAAAACUUGCCUAGCAUACCAACAAAUGUUACAGAGAAAAUAGUUCUGCCGCCACAUGGAAAAACCAAGUCAGGAAGACCAAAGAAGAGGAGAAUUAAAGGGCCAUGCGAAUCUACAAAUCAGAACAAAUGCAGCAGCUUUAUGGUAGCUCAUGAGCAGCUUUUUGGUAGCUCAAUGAACUAG